Myotis daubentonii (Daubenton's bat) is the source of this 2456-nucleotide messenger RNA. RefSeq names its product inhibitor of growth protein 5-like. Lineage: Eukaryota; Metazoa; Chordata; Mammalia; Chiroptera; Vespertilionidae. The transcript has 2 exons. The record is from RefSeq and is a predicted model, not a curated record. The coding region runs from base 16 to 738 and encodes 240 amino acids.
CGGCCGCGGACGAAGAUGGCGACUGCCAUGUACUUGGAGCACUACCUGGACAGUAUCGAGAACCUUCCUUGUGAACUUCAGAGGAACUUCCAGUUGAUGCGUGAGCUGGACCAGAGGACAGAAGAUAAGAAAGCGGAGAUUGAUAUCCUGGCCGCAGAGUACAUCUCCACAGUGAAGACUCUGUCCCCAGAGCAGCGGGUAGAGCAUCUGCAGAAGAUCCAGAGUGCCUACAGCAAGUGCAAGGAGUAUAGCGACGACAAGGUGCAGCUGGCCAUGCAAACCUACGAGAUGGUGGAUAAACACAUUCGGAGGCUUGAUGCAGACCUGGCACGCUUUGAAGCAGACCUGAAAGACAAGCUGGAGGGUAGCGACUUUGAGAGCUCUGGAGGACGAGGGUUAAAAAAAGGUCGAAGCCAGAAAGAAAAGAGAAGUUCCCGGGGGCGAGGCAGAAGGACCUCAGAAGAAGACACUGCAAAGAAAAAGAAGCAUAAAGGAGGGUCGGAGUUCACUGACACUAUCCUGUCUGUGCAUCCCUCUGAUGUGCUGGACAUGCCCGUGGACCCCAACGAGCCCACCUACUGCCUCUGCCACCAGGUGUCCUACGGGGAGAUGAUUGGCUGUGACAAUCCAGAUUGUCCAAUCGAGUGGUUUCACUUUGCCUGUGUAGACCUGACCACGAAGCCCAAAGGAAAAUGGUUCUGUCCUCGGUGUGUCCAGGAGAGGAGGAAGAAGAAGUAAGGAAGAGCUGACACCGGGGCCAGAAGAGCAAGUUGAUACACUCCUUUAUUCACGUUGCAAUAUUUUACCUUCAUCUUAAAGCUACCUUGUUUUGAAUGAUAUUUAAUAAUUCAGUGGCCAGUUGUAAUUCUGGAUAUUUCCUAAAAUCAACAAGAACCCACCUGAGCCCUGUUUGCACAGAGGAGGGAUCUUAUGGGGACUUGCCACAGUGACUUUGUUCUCAUGACUUUUUGUACAGACCCAGCACUGAGCACAGCAGUCCCACGAGCCCGAAUGACUCCGUGGAUGUAUGCGUGCGGUGUACUGGGUGCGGUGGGAUGUGCCAGCUGGGAGCAGAUACUGCCAUCGCUUUGCAGCUAGAGGUGUGAGCCUUAUGUGGUCUGCAGUUUCCUGGGCUUCCCCUGAGAGCCCACACCACUGUAUGCACAUUGGCCACGCUGAGUGCACGGGUGUGUAGUCUGGUGGGCGUUGCCGGAAGGCGCCCUCACGACUUGUGCGCUCGGAGCUGGCAGCUGCACAGGAAGGGCAGCGCUCUCCCAGAAGGGGCUCUGCUGGCUGUGCACUGCCUUUUAGUCUGGACUCCCUGAGGUUUCACUGUCUGGAGUAAACGGCUCUGGAUUGGCAGUUGGGCCGUAGGUUACCACGACCAGCACCAAUGAGAAGCAGCAUAGCAGACUGGCAGAUGUUCCAUUUCUCUGGGAAUUCCAGAUGUUUUUACUGUGAAGAUGAAAUUAUUGUAAUCGCAUGAAGUUUAUUUGUGAAGUGAAUCCAGUCUACUAAGAGCUGAUUUUGAACCUGUUUCUGUUACACACUGGGUCAGCACUUUGUCUCCCAGAGGACUACAAUUAUGUGAUUUGUGAAUUUCUUGUGCCACAAUAGCAGUUCUGGAAUGAAGCUAGGAAACUAGAAUGUACUUUCUGUUUAAUCAGCAUUCACCAAACUGAUUUUGAACCGUCUCUUUGGUACUAGUUGGGGACAUCGCAUACAUUUGGUAUGUUGAGAUCCACUUGUGAUGGUACCUAGAGUGGGGCUUCUGGGAGUGUCCUGGACUCUCCAAGACCCACCCUGCGUGAUUCAGACAAGUCAGGGUUCCUUUUACCAGGAAAAAAAGACCCAAGAGAUAGAAUCAAGGUGUGAAAUGCCCAGCUUCAGAAGAAUCUCGUUCUCUUUGUGAAGAGUGUCCUCUGGAGUGGUCCACCUGCUUCCUUCCAAUGGCCGCCUGUACCACAUCCUCUCCUAGCUUCCAGUGUUUCACCACGGAGAGGACAUAGAGCAGAGGAACUGGUGAAGCUGCAUCCUAGACCAGCCCCUCCCUGCAAAUGAGUUAAUAUGUGGCAGUUGGGAGCAGAUAUCAGCGGGCAGCUGGGGUCCAGCUGGAAUCUGUGGCCCUUAGUGGGUCUUACCCUGCAUGGAACGUGUCCAGACUGCUGUCCUUUCUACAGCUACCUGAGGGAGCAGGACUUGCUUCCAAAUGACUGCAGGCGGGCCACUUCCGCUUGUGUGCCCCUUCCAGUCUCGGGCUGGUGGUUAGGGUAGGGGUCAGCAGCUGCCACAGCCUGUCCCUGGUAGGUUCCAGGCCUGAUGCACCAUCUCAGAACCGAUGUCUUCUUGCUGCUCAGGAAGAAGUUGGGGGCGCACCUGUAACUCAGCUGGGUUGGAACGCGAAACCCGCUUGUAUUUCGCAACUUAGUUUUACAUUGCAGGUGUUUAAAGAUUGU